CCCUGUGCCCCGCAGCGUUCGAUCUCAGGACGGAGACACCCUGGGCUAGGGUGCCCUCCGCUCAGCGCCCUGCGCUGUAGCAGCAGCCGCCUCUCGCUUCCCGCCUGGCCGUGCAGGGUGGGAGUCGAGAGCAUCUCCAAGCACCCAAGCCAUGGUGGCCAAACAGCGGAUCCGGAUGGCUAACGAGAAGCACAGCAAAAACAUCACCCAGAGGGGAAACGUAGCCAAAACCCUGGUUGACCACAUAAAUACUGGCUUUUCCUGGAGAGGCAGAACAUUCUGGAAACUGCCUCCAGAAGGAGUCACCCCAGAAAGCAUCCUGAGGUGCGUGAGAACUGGACACCCCCAGAGGAUCAAGAUGGACAGUCUGGAGGAGACAUCUCCGCAGCCAUCAGCUCUCCCAAGCUAUCUUCCAGAUCAUACAGAGCAUAAGGAUGGGCAUGUGAGAAGGCCAGGGCGUUGGUUGCUGCUGCCCUGCUGCCGGCAGGUGGAGGGCCACGGAGAUCUUCAGCAGGUCUACAGCAAGCGAACGAGCCGCGGGCAAUAGAAAAGAGGUCCCCUGUUAUUCCCUCCCACUCCAUGGUGGAGGUUCGACCAAAUUGCCUUCUCACAGGACAUCUCCCUGCAUCUGUGUCCUCCAGUGGGAAAGGACUCUGCUCUUGCCGGCCCGACUGGAAGCCACGUGGGGGGUCGGCUCUUGUGCUCCCUGUCCGGUUCCCCGGGUUUCACUGUGGUGUGCAUGUGGCCCUCUGAGCGACUGCCCAUCUACAUCCCUGCCAAUACGGUCUCUUCUCUGUCAGGAAUUGGUUUUACAAAUAAAUGUCUUCAUUCAACCUUAA
Peromyscus eremicus (cactus mouse) is the source of this 839-nucleotide messenger RNA. It is a transcript of the gene Serp2, whose product is annotated as stress associated endoplasmic reticulum protein family member 2. The record is from RefSeq and is a predicted model, not a curated record. Gene Ontology annotation, cellular component: endoplasmic reticulum. Gene Ontology annotation, biological process: endoplasmic reticulum unfolded protein response. Lineage: Eukaryota; Metazoa; Chordata; Mammalia; Rodentia; Cricetidae.